Messenger RNA from Teleopsis dalmanni, 1282 nucleotides. RefSeq names its product muscle-specific homeobox protein tinman. Gene Ontology annotation, biological process: regulation of transcription by RNA polymerase II; cell differentiation. The record is from RefSeq and is a predicted model, not a curated record. Bases 1 to 1236 code for a protein of 411 amino acids. Gene Ontology annotation, molecular function: RNA polymerase II cis-regulatory region sequence-specific DNA binding; DNA-binding transcription factor activity, RNA polymerase II-specific. The transcript is spliced from 3 exons. Gene Ontology annotation, cellular component: nucleus. Lineage: Eukaryota; Metazoa; Arthropoda; Insecta; Diptera; Diopsidae.
AUGCUGCAGCAUCAGCAACAAUCUCAAGUGUCGCAAGGAUAUUAUGAUUACAACCAAUCUAGCCCUGGAAAUAUUACUAAUUCGGACUCACUUAAUACAACACCAUUCUCCGUUAAGGAUAUUUUAAAUUUGGUUAAUCAAAAUGACAACUAUGACAGUUAUGGUCAGUUAGAAAGUAGUCCGUUACAUCCUUCCUCAGCACAAUAUAUUAAUGAUUAUGAUGAACAACAACGUGUUGGUUAUUCGCAUCAGGAAUCUGUAACAGCAAUUCUUCCACAUGGUCACCAUAUAACUCCUGUAGCAGCGAUGUCGCCUCAGUACUAUUCCAACGAAUUUACACAAACUGCACAUUCACAUUCAAAUGGUUUGAGCCAUCAUCCAGCAUAUGCAACUACAGCACUACAUUCGCAUCAUGCACAGGCACAGGCACAGGCACAGGCGCAGGCACACCAUACACAACACUAUUAUCCGCCAUACAAUUCAUCACAUCAGUUUUAUGUACCGCCACCACCACCACCUCCGCCACCACUUGUUUCAGACUCAGUUUCUUCUUAUCCCGCAUCUUUUUGUUCGCAAACUGGCCAGCAUUCUUCUGCUUACAAUUACAGUUAUGGAGUACCUGGUGGCACUCCAUAUGGCAAUUCACAAGCAAGUGCUCAUGCGUUAAUAAAGUCUGAAGCACAAUCACCUCAGACUGAAUAUAUAUCAACGCCCUUUAUAACGCCUUCUCCUACCUUGGACUUAAAUAGUUCCGCUGAAGUAGAUGUAUUGCACGUAGCAGCAGUUCAACAGCCGGCAGCUUCGACAGUCAGUUGCAAAAAACUAUCAAUGGCAGCACAGUCCGUACAGAACUUACUGGAAACAGCUAAUAACUCGGCUUCACUACGCAGCAUAUCCAAAGAUAACACGCAAGUGACAUCAUCACGUUCAGAAUUACGUAAAAAUGGAAAGCCACGUUCUAAGCGUAAACCUAGAGUACUCUUCUCUCAAGCACAAGUACUAGAGUUGGAAUGUAGGUUUCGUUUGCAAAAAUAUUUGACAGGUGCUGAGCGGGAAGUCAUUGCACACAAAUUAAAUCUGUCGCCCACCCAAGUAAAAAUUUGGUUUCAAAAUCGUCGUUAUAAGUCGAAGAGAGGUGAAAUCGAUGGCGACAUAGUCAUAGCAUCCAUGAAAUACAAACCAGAGCAUAUGGGAUCACAUCAAGCUCUUAUGUGGAACGAAGUCCAUCAUCAGUGACAGAAGCGUUGCUUUAUAUAGUAAGGCCAAUAAUUAUUUUCAAAUC